AUUUGGACUGGGAGAUAUUUUGGUCCUGUUCCGGGUUCAAAUUGUUCCCGGGAGAGCUUUUGACCUGGGAGCGACUUGACACAACACCGGGCCGAAUCAAGGAGGCUUUCUCGCCAAUCCUGGAGCCGAACCCAAGUCAGGCGAACUUGUUGUUUGGCGAGGUGAGGAUAGACACACAGGAUUUGAUUAGCGACUUUAUUGUAACAGUCGGCGAUGCUUGCUCCUUCAUUUCUUUUGACAUGAAGUGCUGAAGUUAUCUGCUACAUAGGAAGGUUUGACAAACUUGGGGGCCUGGUGAGAAUCCGGGGUUUGGGUACUGGACCUAAUGCGUCAGACCAAAUGCACCGCCAGCCUAGUGUGAAUACACCAGCUUUGAUAUUGCUGUGUUGUUUCUUCAACCAUGGAUUUUUCAGGAGUUCAGUUUGGGGAUGAAAUGUUAGGAUACAAUGAAAGCAACACAUUCAGUGAAGAUAGUUCAGCAUAUGCAGAAAUGUAUCCUGGAGAAGCAGGGGAACCUUUUUCAGCUGGAGGAGAGUUUGCCCAUGACAGUCAAGUUGGAGAGUUCAUGAGUGGUGGGGAGUUCCAGGAAAGUCAGUCUGUGUUGGUUGAUGGAGGGGAUCGAUUUGGUGUGUCAGCUGUUAUAGUUGACCGGAAAGAAGAACUAGUUUGGAUGGGGAAUUCUGGGGGGCACGUUACUUCAUACCUCAGCACAGACCUGAUGAAAUAUACAUCUUUCCAAGUACAUGCUACUGAAGAAAUUCGAGACUUGAGAUCAGUUGACCAAGGAAUACUUGCGUUGACCCCAACUUCACUCAACCUGCGUACGAGACAGGGAAUGCCAUCCUUCACCCAUCAAUCAGCUCAACUAGAAAACAUGCAGUGCAUGCUUCAGUUGGGUGGCAAUUUUUCUCAUCGCCUGCUCUUGGGAGGACACCAGGGAUCAAUGGUUGAGUUUGAUCUCACACAAGGAAAACAGACAAGAUGUCUCCAAGUUGGAGAGCAAGGUUGUGUAAUUCUGCGUGACCAUCCGAGGUUUGUGUGCCAUGGUGAUCUCACAGGUAGAAUUGUCCUUCAUGAUCCUCGGACACUGCGUCAGGAGCAUUGCUUUCAGGCUCACACUGGGAGCCUCUCAGAUUUCGACGUUCUAGGGAAUUACAUUGCUACAUGUGGUUUCUCAAACAGAAUGGGUCAGCUAUUGGGUGAUCAGUUUGUGAUGGUGUUUGAUCUUCGAAUGAUGAAGCUUUCCUUGCCUCUGCGUGCUCUGGUACCUCCAUUGCUCCUGAGAUUUGUGCCAGGGCUGUCCUCAUGUCUGGCUGUAGUGUCUCCUGUUGGACAGUGGCAGCUGAUGGAUGCUGGUCAGCCAGAUAAUGCCAUCAUGAGUAUGAACUAUCAGGUGAGCUGUGUACCAGAAAGUGUUAUCACUUCCUUUGAUGUAGCAUCAUCCUCCCAGGCAGUAGUGUUUGGAGACAGCCUGGGAUCCCUGCACCUCUUCACCUCAGGCAGUAAACCUACAUUCAAUAACUUCUCGCAGGAAACUAUUAUGAUUGACAUGCAAGAUACAACCCAGACUAUGCCCUUGACUGACAACACCUCAUCUCUUGCUUCAAUCCCGGUGUACUUUCCGUCAAAUCCCCUGUUGUCUGAUUGGCCGGAACAAUACAUGAAAGUUCGCUACAGACCAACUCCUCCAGUUGAUCCAGCAAUUUUGCAGAGCAUGAAGAUUGUGGGAUCAAUUGGUUAUGCUCCAAAUCUUUACAACAAAAAAAGAAACCAGGUUCCAUACAAAUUCAGUCGAACAAAAGGGCAAAAGUCUGCUGCAGGUGAACUCCCUCAAGGAAAGAAUGAACAAGGCAUGGCUGUUCAUGUUCCGUGGAGGUACAGGAGGAUAGAAAUAAAGUAUGGCAAACAUGGUAUGGAUGAUUUUGACUAUGACCAGUAUAACCGAACAAGUUUCUCUGGUCUAGACAUGUCCCUGCCCAAUUCCUACUGUAACCCCAUGCUUCAAAUGUUUUAUUAUAUAGCUCCAUUGCGUGCUCUCAUGAUGUCCCAUCUGUGUGAACGAGAAUUCUGCCUGGUCUGUGAGUUAGGUUUCCUGUUCCAUAUGCUGGAUGUCAGCAUGGGCCAAGGCACACCCUGUCAUGCAUCCAACUUUCUGCGAGCAUUCAGAACUAUCCCUGAGGCGUCUGCAAUGAGUCUUACACUUUCUGAUCAGGACAAUCGAGCAAAGAUAAAUUUUCUUUCAAAAAUACAGAGCUGGAAUAGGUUUGUUUUGCAACAGCUGCAUUCAGAAACACUUGAAGAAAAGGUGGAUCACUCCUGCCCUGAGAAGUAUGAAGAAAAGGUGUUGCAAGUGACUGACACCAGUAAUGAGGAAAAGGCUGCAAAAAGUGAAAAGACUUACAGCACUGAGAGGCAAGAUAAGCGAGAACAUUCACCAGUGUCUUCCAUUUUUGGUGCACAUGUUGUCAGCAUCAACAAAUGCACCAAAUGUAGCUUUGAAAUCCACAAAGAAACCACAUCACUCCUUGUGAAUUUGGCAUUUCCUGAGGUUAUUGAUGGCAGGUGCUCAUUUGCAUCAGUGGUUGAAAGAAGCCUAAGCCUGGAGCAGACAAGGCAGGCAUGGUGUGAUUCAUGCACAAGGUAUCAACCUAUUGAACAGAGCCGACGCUACAAAACUCUGCCCAAAACUUUGGCCAUGAAUUGUGGUCUAGAUAGUUCUCAGGAUGUUAAAUUCUGGAAACACCAGUUUGAGCUGAUGUUGACAGAGAUUCGUGACAAAAAGAAGGAGGAAGAAAAGAAGGCUGCAGAAGCUAAGCAAGGAAGUGUUGAUAAAGAAAAUAAUAAAACUAGUGAGAAAACAGCUCCAUCUUUAGCAACAGGAAGCCCUUCAACACCCUCCAAGAGAUAUCCUGAUAGUUCCACUCCACAGCCCUCCCCUGCCAGGCCCUGUAGGUAUGGACUUGCCUGCACACGCCAUGACUGCAGGUUCUGGCAUCCAGGUCGAGACAGCAAUGAAGAAAUGGGGCCUCUCCCUGCUCUUAGCCUGCUGGACCAAACCAUGGAGUACUCUUGGGUUCCCUUAGGAAUGAAGGCUAAGCUUAAUGAGGAUGGCACAGUUUCUUUCUCAGAGCUCACCAAAACUGAGCUUGAGACUGCUGUAGAUGAUGAGGAUGGUGUGGUGUAUGAGUUGGUGGGUGUGGUGUCACAUGUGGCAGAUCCUCGCUUCCCAGACAAGAACAAUUUGGUGGCAUGCAUCAGAGUUGGCCCCAGUUACCAUGUGCGGGCAAAGGUCUCCUCUGUCUCUCAUUGGUACCUCUUUAAUGAUAUAAGCAUUCAGCCAAUAACAGCAGAAGAAGCAGUUUGGUUUCCCUGUGGCUGGAAAACCCCUUGUGUGUUGUACUGGCAGCGAAAGAAGUUUCAUACAGAAUUUCAGAAAGCAGAACCCACCAAGCCCAUUACUGCUGAUGUGUUUGGAGAAGACAAGUCCUUGGCACAGAGGGGUCGAAAGAGGAUAACUUUCACACCACUCACAGCCGAUGAAAUGCCUGGGGAAGGUGAUCUGGUUGCCAUGGAUGCAGAGUUUGUAAACCUACAUCAGGAGGAAGCUGAGAUCCGUAGUGAUGGCACACGCACCACCAUUAAGCCUUCACACAAGUCUGUUGCCAGAAUCACCUGUAUCCGAGGACAAGGUCCAUUGGAAGGCACACCGUUCAUGGAUGACUACAUCUCCACACAGGAACAGGUGGUAGACUACCUCACACAGUUCUCAGGUAUCAAACCAGGAGACCUUGAUGCAAACUUCUCACAGAAGCAUUUAACUACACUGAAAUCCACCUAUGUCAAACUUCGCUACUUGGUUGACAAGGGUGUGAAGUUUGUGGGACAUGGCUUGAAGAAUGAUUUCAGAGUAAUCAACAUGACUGUUCCCAUGGCUCAACUGAUAGACACAGUGCACCUCUUCCACAUGUCCCACAACCGCAUGGUGUCUCUCAAGUUUCUUGCUUGGCAUUUCCUGAAACUCAAGAUCCAGAGUGUCACCCAUGACAGUAUUGAGGAUGCCAGGACAGCUCUUGCACUCUACCAGAAGUACUGUGAACUGAAAGCUGAAGGAGACCUGGUGAUGGAGCUGCAAAAACUGUAUGAAGCUGGUAAGAAGGCUCAGUGGAGGGUUCCUGGCGAAGAAGAAGAUGAGUAGAAUGGAGCAAUUUGGAAUGAGUGAGGGACAUUCCACAUGGUGUUUUAGGUACAGUGUGGUAUUGACAGAAGAUGAAGCAGUUGUGGUAUUCAUACCUAAUGCAUCAACAUAAAUGUACAAAUAUUUAUUUUAGAUUUCUUUUUUUAUUAAUGGAUAAUGUUUGUAUGUUUGAAUUUUUUAUUUUGUUGUCCCUUGUAUGUGGGAAAAUUACUUAUUAGUUUUUAUUUAUUUAUUUUUUUAUAUAAGGUAAGAGGGAUAUCUCACAAGUCAUCAGUUUAUGUUGACAUAUCAUAAAAAGGAAUAUAAAUUUGAGUAUCUUUUAAGAUACAGGCUCACAACCACUGAUAUAAAUAUUUUGAAAACUGUGAUGGCUGAAAAUAUUUUGCAAGAAAAUGCUCAUUCAUAAACUUGGUAAAAGUGUGUGUGUGUGUGUGUGUGUGUGUGUCUCAGUAAUAUGAAAAAUGGUGCAAUAAUUUCAUCCAAUUAUUAAAUCAUAUGUUGGUUGUAAACGCAGAUAGUGGAACUGUUUAUGGUUAUUUUAGCUAAGUCUCUCAUGACUCAUAUUUGAGUAAAUUAUACGUUAGUGUUCUUUGGAGAUGUUCAUUGGUAGUCAGUACUGUAUUUAUUUUAAUGGCAAUGGGCAGUGAGUGGUUUUCAUCACAGGUUAUCUGUUUAUUGAUUGGUUUGUGUGUGUGUGUGUACAUACAUAUAUAUAUAUAUAUAUAUAUAUAUAUAUAUAUAUAUAUAUAUAUAUAUAUAUAUAUAUAUAUAUAUAUAUAUAUAUAUAUAUACAUACACACACACACACACACACACACACACACACACACACACACACACACACACACACACACAAGUAUAUGUUAUGCAUGUUACAAAAAUAAAAUGUAAAAUGGUCUAGUACUGCAGACUAUAUUUUUUAGCAUUUUCUAUAUAGUAAUCUGUAAAUAACAUAUUUUAUAUAAAGAAUUAACACAAAAAUGUGAUCUGUGAACAAGGGAGAGGUAUGUACUUAAUGUUUAAAGUUUUAUUUUUACUAUUGAUCCUUUGUAAAUGAAAAAAUAAAGAUCAAGUCCA
Molecule: messenger RNA, 5272 nt
Organism: Scylla paramamosain (green mud crab)
Lineage: Eukaryota; Metazoa; Arthropoda; Malacostraca; Decapoda; Portunidae
Gene: PAN2
Product: PAN2-PAN3 deadenylation complex catalytic subunit PAN2-like
Exons: 25
Coding region: 401-4195 (1264 amino acids)
Biological process (GO): mRNA processing; nuclear-transcribed mRNA poly(A) tail shortening
Cellular component (GO): P-body; PAN complex
Molecular function (GO): poly(A)-specific ribonuclease activity; protein binding; nucleic acid binding
Source: RefSeq, a predicted model, not a curated record